Molecule: messenger RNA, 1416 nt
Organism: Penicillium malachiteum
Lineage: Eukaryota; Fungi; Ascomycota; Eurotiomycetes; Eurotiales; Aspergillaceae
Product: ankyrin repeat-containing domain protein
Exons: 7
Coding region: 1-1416 (471 amino acids)
Source: RefSeq, a predicted model, not a curated record
AUGAAUCUCCAACAAUUCAGCCCUGAUUCCCUCACUCUGACGCAAGCCAAAUCCUCAACCAAAUCCUCUCGGCUCUCGAAAAAACAGCGCGACCGAUGCAAGCGUGAUAUUUGGACGACAGUCAGUGUUGGUGGAAAGGAACUUGUCAUCCGCGACGUUUGUGCAAAAAUCGCUGCACAUGUCAAAAAUUUCACAGACGUGGUUGAUAUUGCAGUCCAAUAUGAUCCGGUUCAUGCCGCAUUACCAUGGGCGGGCGUGCGAUUUUUGCUGCAGUUGACCUUUUCAAGCUUCGAGGCAUUCGGGGCCAUUGUUGAGGGUCUUGAAAAAGCGACGCGAUUGAUAGCCCGAUGUGGGAUUCUUGAAGCCCUGAUGGCCAGGUACGACAAGGGAAUCACUGAUGCAAAGAAGAAUCUGGAGCAGGAAUUAGUCAAUCUUUAUUCCUCCGUGUUGGGAUUUCUUUGCAAGGCUAGGAAGCAUCAUGAUGCUUUACGAUUGAAGCGUGCGUUCAACUUGGUUUCGCAACAGUCGUUUCAAGAGUCGAUCCAAGAGAUGGAAGCUGCCGAACGAAAGGUUUGGGCUAUGAAGGGUCUUAUGGAUAGCGAGAGGGUGGAAAGUCUUCAUGAUGAUAUUUCGACAAUGUUUGUAACAUUGACCUCUGCUGCUAAUGGCGUUGACAAUCUAAAAGCACGGCUUGAUGACGCAUUUGACGAUCUCGAUAAACCCCUGGUCAGAAUUGGAGACCAGGUAACCGACCUGCAUGGUGCCUUUAAAGAGAAUCAAAGAAGUGAUCUUCCCCAAUGGAUUUCGACUAUUCCUGUACAUCAGCACUACAGAGAGGCACUGACGACUAUACUGCCCGGAUCGAGUGAAUGGCUUCUGAAGAAUCCGGGAUUUGGGAGCUGGAGAGAUUUGAGUAGCUCUGAGACCUUCUGGUCAUAUGGGAUAUGUAUCCAGCGGGAUGCGGGAAGACGAAACUGGCAAGCGUACGAAAAGAGGGAAAAGGAACCUGGCCAGAUUGGAGAAAAACCAGCACCGCUAACGGUUGAGGAAUGCGUCGACGUCAUUUGUGAAGUUGGCCGGACAACUCCAUUCACAAUUGUAAUUGAUGGGUUGGAUGAAUGCAACUCUCAACAGCGAAAAGCUCUUCUCGGAUCUUUGAAAGGAAUCCGACAGCGGUGUCGAGAUGUUGUCAAAACUUUUGUGUCGAGUCGACAGGAGAGGGACAUUACGGUCUACUUUGAGAAAGGAGAGACCCUAGAAGUGACCCCACAGUUGAACGAUGGGGACCUAGAGCAGUUUGUGAAGUCUCGGGUUGAAGACUUCAUUAAAAAGUGUUAUUUCAUACAUAAUGACUCGGCGCAAGAUCUACAAAAACUUGAGAAAGACAUAACGGAGAAGCUUUUGAAGGAUUCUUAA